This is a messenger RNA of Nymphalis io (European peacock), 1216 nucleotides long. RefSeq names its product endoplasmic reticulum resident protein 29 (gene wbl). Bases 220 to 978 code for a protein of 252 amino acids. Lineage: Eukaryota; Metazoa; Arthropoda; Insecta; Lepidoptera; Nymphalidae. Gene Ontology annotation, biological process: protein secretion. The record is from RefSeq and is a predicted model, not a curated record. The transcript has 2 exons. Gene Ontology annotation, cellular component: endoplasmic reticulum lumen; endoplasmic reticulum.
UACUUUACCAUUUCAUUCGAACCAAAGUAAAACGGAAUGGGAUUUUAAAGUUAUUUUUCUUGUAAUUAAGAACUAACUUCAGCCGGCUGUCAAGCAGUAAAGUCAAUAAAAUAGUGUCGGCAAAUUAAAUCGCAGAUAAAAGUACGCCUAGUGCUAACAGUAUUACUCAGAAAGUGAACAGCACUGCCGAAAUACUAUAUUUUUAUAUUUAAAUAAAAAAUGCGGCAAUUAAUAACAUUCGUGUGUGUUAUAUUUACUAUUCCUUCCUCAUACUUAGCAUCAACAAGUAUCAGCGGUUCAGUUGAAUUAGAUGAAUUUACUUUCGACAAAAUAAUAAAUAAAUUUGAUGCAACUGUAGUAAAAUUUGAUGUCGCUUUUCCAUAUGGUGAUAAGCAUGAUGCUUUCGUGGCGCUCGCUAAAGAAUCAAAGGACAUCGAAGAUCUACUAUUCGCUGAAGUAGGAGUUAAGGACUAUGGCGAUAAAGACAAUGAAGCUUUAGCUGAUAGAUAUGGCGCUUCAAAAGAAAACUUUCCAUUGGUAAAAUUAUUUUUAAAAGGUAAAAGCGAACCAAUUACCUUCGAUGAUAGUAAAGGGUUUACUAGUGACCAGCUACGUAGAUUUAUUCGCGACAAAAGUGAAAUAUACUUAAGCUUACCAGGUUGCAUUAAAGAUCUUGAUUUGCUUGCUAUCAAAUUCAAAAAUUCAGAUGAAGAUGGUCGUAAAAAUGUCCUCAAAGAAGCUGAAAAUGUUCUAGAAAAACUAGGUAGCAAGGCAAACCCAACUGGAAAAAUCUAUAAAACUAUAAUGGAGAAAGUAAUUGAAAAAGGCGAUGACUUUAUUAAAACUGAAAUAAAACGAGUUAAAAAACUAUUAGAUGAUAAAAUUUCAGAUAAAAAGAAGAAUGAACUAAGUGGAAGAAUUAACAUCCUCCAGUCUUUCACAUUUCCUCUUAAACAGAACAAAAAAGAAGAACUCUAAUUGUCUAGAAUAUUACUCAACAGAAUAGUACAUUAGAUUUAACUAUUAAUUAUAAAUUUUCUGUUGUAAAUAUUUUAUUGUAAAUUAUAAGUAUGGAUUUUAAAAUAUCGAGUCAAAUAAACUGAAUAAUGUAUUCAUUUUACACAUUCCUUUAUUACUUAAAUAAUUAUAUGUAAGUGUGGAUUUUGGAAAUAAAUGAUGCACGUGUUUGUGUUCUCAUGCAAUAAAGGUUUGAAAG